Lampris incognitus (smalleye Pacific opah) is the source of this 2423-nucleotide messenger RNA. RefSeq names its product KH homology domain-containing protein 4-like. The transcript is spliced from 14 exons. The record is from RefSeq and is a predicted model, not a curated record. Bases 104 to 1885 code for a protein of 593 amino acids. Gene Ontology annotation, cellular component: nucleus. Gene Ontology annotation, molecular function: RNA binding. NCBI's taxonomy places the organism in Eukaryota, Metazoa, Chordata, Actinopteri, Lampriformes, Lampridae.
CAAAAGACAUCGCCGGCGGUGAAAGUGUAGAUGGCCGAUGUACAGUGUUAACUAAUUUUUGAUAAAAUUUUUUUUUCAAUUGCAGACUCGAGAGCGUGGUGCUAUGUCUUCAGGAAUGACUGGACAAACACCGUGCUUAAGUAGCCGAUGGGAUCAGCCCGCCCAACCUACACAGACUGUAGCUGUUCGGCAGCAGGGCAGCGAUGGAAAUGUCGCUCAUUGUGUCUCAUCAGCAUCAGCCACAACCACAGGCUCCAACACUGGUGUUUCUUAUGGUCAGCCCCCUCACUCAUCUCCUGGGUCCGUGAUACCUGAAGGGGAAAAGCCAGCACCUCAGGGAGGAGUUGAAAUGGCUGCGGCCAUGGCUGCGAAAAUCAAUGCCAUGUUGAUGGCGAAAGGGAAACUGAUGACUCCCCCACCUUUACUUGCAAAGACCACUCCAAAUGUGCCAGAUCCCACAACUACAGAAGAGAUGGUGGUUACAGAGGUGGACAUAAAUGAUGUACCAAUAAACUGUAGGGACCUGCUUACGAAAGGCAAAACACAGCAGGAGAUUCGCCGAUGUAGUGGAGCUGCUGUCUCAACAAAAGGUCACUACAUGUUGGAAACUGAGAAGGGAAAAGGAGUAGAGAGGCCUUUGUAUUUGCACGUACAGGGAAAAAACCAGGAGCAGGUGGAUAAGGCUGUGAUGAGGAUAAAAGAGAUUAUCUCAGAGGAUUUGUUGAGGGCGUCGGCAGCAUCAGGACAGCAGGUGCCCGUGAUACCCCCUCUCACAAUCUACCCCCAACCCCCACGGGCCGUCAUUCCACCAUCGGUGCCACGGACACCCCACACUAAUUCAGUGUCAACCCAGGGACAUCGUCCUGCAGCUCCACAUUCAGGGAGUUUUGUGCAUACAAAGAUCUUUGUUGGUCUGGACCAGGCGUUGCCCUCAUUCAACGUAAAUGAGAAAGUUGAGGGUCCAGGUGGGUCUUACCUGGGUCACAUCCAGACAGAGACGGGUGCGAGAGUAUUCCUCCGGGGAAAGGGAUCUGGCUACAUUGAACAAGCGUCAAAACGAGAGUCCUUUGAGCCUCUUUAUGUCUACAUCAGUCACCCAAAUGCAGCUGGUUUGGAGGCAGCAAAGAAGCUCACUGAAAGUCUGCUGGAAACUGUGAGAGCUGAACACAGCCGCAUGAUGUCCAUCUACACAGCCACCGGCUCCACCCAACCAUACGCAGCACAUGGAUUUCCACCUAAUAGCAAUUACUCUAGCCAGGGAUCCUGGUAUAACUACCCAGCAAAUGGGUAUGCUGGCAGCUAUUCAGCGUACCCAGGAGCCAGUGGUUAUUGGAGUAAUGCAAAUGGUCCCCCAAGUCAUUCUAACCUGUCGACAACUCCUCAAUCUUCUCAGGCAAUGGUUCAGUAUCCUGUGUGUCCUAGGAAACCGCAUCCGUAUAUGGUCCAGGAUCCUGGGAGCAGUGACACAACGGAACCUGAAGGAUCCUCAAGCAGUCCCCCAGAGUCAGGAAGUCCAAAACGCCACUUCCAGGAGGCGGCUGAGAAAGAACAGUCUGCCAGCAGCUCCUCUGAAGCCCCUGCUACUCAGGAGUUGCCACUUCCCACCUUCAGCGUUGCAGAGGAGAAAGGACAAGAAAGUAUGCUGAUGCCUCCACCGCCGCCUCCCAUUGUGGCCCCUCUUUCUGCUGCACGCAAACGGCCGAGAGACGCCUUGCCGGAACCUCCAGCCAAAAUGCCUUGCAACACCGCACCAGUGGGUGUUCAAGAGGUGUGUGAGAAGAAAUGUAAAGUGCUUGAGGAUGCGUCAGGGCUAGUGCCAUACGGAGGAGAUUCCUCCGAUGAAGAGGAGGAGAGGACACGCAGCAGUAAGACCGCUAACUCAUAACCACCCCUCCUAAAUCUCCCUCAAAUCUCUCCCACUGCAUUGGCCACCCACAGUCCAGAUUCUAGAUCUUUGUACAUCAACAAAGCUCUCAAAACCAAGAACCCCUUCAGACAUGACUGCAGUUCUAAAGUAACUGACACAUUUUCAUUAAAGACCCUUUUUUAUUUCAAUUCUCAAAAUAUAUUUUGUCCAUAAAUGAGUCCAGUCUUUUGGAUUUCCAUCACUUGCUUUGCACCAGUUGCUGAUGAUGAUAGAUACAUAUACAUAUUGUAAGAUUCAGCGGAGCUUUUUUCUUAUCUUGGAAAAUGGUGUAUGCCUGUUCCCAUGGAAUACUGUAAUAAAAAAAAUUGAAAAUCAUGACCUCUGUCAUACAUUUUCAUGUUUUGUUUUGUCUUUUUUGCAUUUUUUACCAACUUUUUUUUUUGUAUUGUAAUAAACGGUCUUUGACACAGUUUCUUCUGGAAUAAUUUUUUAGUUUUCUGUCUUUUCAGUGAUGGUCUUCAUACAAAGUUCUAAAUUACACUUAAAACCAUCUAUG